Molecule: messenger RNA, 897 nt
Organism: Arachis duranensis
Lineage: Eukaryota; Viridiplantae; Streptophyta; Magnoliopsida; Fabales; Fabaceae
Product: B3 domain-containing protein Os06g0112300-like
Exons: 4
Coding region: 69-641 (190 amino acids)
Molecular function (GO): DNA binding
Source: RefSeq, a predicted model, not a curated record
UCUCUUCAAACAAAUAUAGGCUUAGUAUCUCUUAUUUUACACCAUCUCCUCCAGACUUGCAGCACAAAAUGAGUACGUCAAACUCAAAAGUGAACUUCAUUGCAAGUAGUUCUGGAGUUGUAAUAGAAAACAUAGCUCCAUUGAAAACCGUGUCCGGUCCUACAACAAAUUUACCGGGGGAUGAAGACAUUCAACCACUUUCAGGAUGCCCAUUCUAUCAUGUGAUUAUUUCAAAAUCACAUAUUUAUCCUGCUUUUAGCAUGCCGGUUUCAAACGAAUUAGCACUUCCUUCAGCUGUAGUCCCAGCUAUUCUCAAGUAUGGAAGCAAGAGCUGGGACAUACAGUAUUGCGGACUAGGCAAAAGUUACAACAAGUUCUUUAACCACAGAGGCUGGAAAAAAUUUGCUGUUGAUAAUCAUUUGGAGGUUGGGGACGCUUGCGUCUUUGAACUCAAGGAGUCGAGUGAAGAGAAACUUGUCUUCCAAGUUCAAAUUCUUAGAGGUGACCUCCCUGAAACUUUUCUUAAAAGGAAAGAAAAAGAGAAGGAAAAGAAAAAGGCCAGGGCCAAGAUUGCAGAAAAGCCAGGAGGUAAAAGUGCAGAAAACCGCAACAGUGCAGAAAUGCCAAUUCUCAUUGACUAGUAUAGCAUUACAAUGCAUUUCAUUUACUUUUCAAUGUUAUUAGCAUUCAGUUUGGUGUAUGAAGUAGAAUGAGUACAAGACACCACUAACUGUAACUACUAGAAGUUAGCCUUCUAGGCGUGGAAACCUCAUUUCUGAGAUGGUUCAGAGGUGGAAUCGGGUCAUAGAUUUCUGCAACUUGUUCGGAGUUUAUGUGUGCUAUGAUUCUCCAUAUCAACUCUCUAGCUAAAUGAAUGCAGGAGAUUUGGAAUUUGUA